Molecule: messenger RNA, 1982 nt
Organism: Musa acuminata subsp. malaccensis (wild Malaysian banana)
Lineage: Eukaryota; Viridiplantae; Streptophyta; Magnoliopsida; Zingiberales; Musaceae
Product: pentatricopeptide repeat-containing protein At2g35130-like
Molecular function (GO): protein binding
Source: RefSeq, a predicted model, not a curated record
UGCCCUAUUAUGGAAAUGGGUUAUCCACUAGAAAGCUUAUUUCAUGGACUACCAAAGUAUUUGGAAUCAAUCUGUUUAAUUAUGAUUUGUUUUCUUGGUACCCUUUCUUGUAGGUUUACCAUUGAGGCUGUCUUGAAUGGUCCAUUUCCAAGAUCAAGAUUCAGCGUAAGUGGCUCCGAAAGGACUUUAAGACAAAGAGGCAAGGAUCCCAGCAUCACUCUUGGGGAAGAGAGAAAACAGAAUAUUUUUCUUGACAAACGUGGGAAAUGGAGAAUCUCUAAUCCCAAAAAGUUGUCCAGGAAAAAGGGUGGUUCGCUAAGGGGACGGGGAUGGAAAUAUGGAUCUGGAUUUGUAGAUGGAGUUUUCCCUGUCCUGAGCCCCAUGGCUCAGCAGAUUCUAAAGUUUGUACAGAGGGAAUCCGAUGCUGCCAAAAUUUGGGCUUCACUUGACACUCUCCCUCCUACUCAUAAUUUGUGGGAUGAUCUUAUUAGUAUAUCUGUUCAGCUUCGUCUCAACAAACAUUGGGAUCCUAUUAUCUCCGUCUGUGAGUGGAUACUGUACAAGAGUUCCUUCCAUCCUGAUGUACUGUGCUACAACUUGCUUAUAGAUGCAUAUGGCCAGAAGUUGCAACACAAGAAGGCAGAGUCAGUUUACUUGCAGCUUCUUGAAGCUCACUGCAUCCCAACUGAGGAUACUUAUGCUCUUCUCUUGAGGGCUUACUGCACAUGUGGAUUGCUUGAGAAGUGUGAGGCUGUCCUUACUGAGAUGCGAAAGAAUGGCACUCCUCCGGGUGCGGUUGUAUAUAAUGCAUACAUGGAUGGGUUGUUAAAGGGAAGGAACACUGUAAAGGCUGUGGAGAUCUUUCGGAGGAUGAAGAGUGAUCAGUGCCGGCCAUCUACAGACACAUAUACAAUGAUGAUUAACCUGUAUGGGAAGGCUAAUCAAUCAGCUACUGCCUUAAAGGUUUUUGAUGAAAUGAAAACUGAAAAGUGCAAGCCAAAUAUAUGUACAUAUACUGCUUUGGUCAAUGCAUUUGCAAGAGAUGGACUUUGUGAGAAGGCAGAAGAAAUAUUUGAGGAGCUACAAGAAGCUGGACAUGAGCCUGAUGUUUAUGCAUAUAAUGCCCUCAUGGAAGCAUACAGCCGUGCAGGUUUUCCAUUUGGUUCCUAUGAGAUCUUUACUCUGAUGCAACACAUGGGAUGUGAACCAGACACAGCUUCAUACAACAUUAUGGUUGAUGCAUUUGGAAGGGCUGGUCUUCAUGAGGAAGCCGAGGCUGUGUUUGAAGAACUGAAGCAACAAGGCAUGACACCAACCAUGAAGUCUCACAUGCUGCUCCUUUCAGCCUACUCAAAGGCAGGAAACAUCCCCAAAUGCGAGUUCAUCAUGAACCAGAUGCACAAAUCUGGUCUCAAGCCCGACACCUUCGCGCUGAACUCGAUGCUGAAUGCCUACGGCAGGGUCGGUCGCUUUGAGAAGAUGGAAGAAGUGCUGACCGCAAUGGAGAACAGUCGGUUAGAAGGGGACAUCAGCACCUACAACAUCUUGAUCAACAUCUACGGUCGGGCGGGAUUCCUCAGCAGAAUGGAGGAGCUCUUUCGGUCCCUCGUGAGCAGGGGACUGAAAGCUGAUGUGGUGACAUGGACUUCGAAGAUGAGCGCAUAUGCGCGGAAGAAGCAGUACAAGAGAUGCUUGGAGAUCUUCGAAGAGAUGAUUGAUGCGGGCUGCUAUCCCGAUGGAGGGACCGCCAAAGUGCUGCUCGCAUCUUGUACCACGGAUGAGCAGAUCGAGCAAGUUACUACUGUAAUUAGAUCAAUGCACAAGGAGGCAAGGAAUGUGUUUGAUAUAUGACAGUUUAAUCCAGUAAUCCAUGAGAUAUAUGCACACUGUAAUGACACUACAGACAGUUUCUCCUCUUGUUCACGAACUCAAAUCAAAUUUGAGUUGGAUCCAUUUAAACAUAGAUUGCUUUGUGGGGGUAA